Molecule: messenger RNA, 1304 nt
Organism: Drosophila ananassae
Lineage: Eukaryota; Metazoa; Arthropoda; Insecta; Diptera; Drosophilidae
Product: persulfide dioxygenase ETHE1, mitochondrial
Exons: 6
Coding region: 365-1207 (280 amino acids)
Biological process (GO): glutathione metabolic process; hydrogen sulfide metabolic process
Molecular function (GO): sulfur dioxygenase activity
Source: RefSeq, a predicted model, not a curated record
CGAACUCAACACAUCAGCUGAUGUGCCAUCGUGUAUAAACCGAAACUUUGUUUAUAAUACCUUUUAUUUUUUCCCCAAGUGAUUGUUAUUUGUGUAAAAAAUUAAAUAAUAUUUUUAUUAAUAUUACCAGUGAUAAGCAAUACCUCUGAUUAAGUGUAAUAGAUGUGAUAACGAAAAGACUGUACCCGAAACGAACAAAAAGUGCUCAAUUAUCAGUAAUUUAACAAAUUAGGAAGUUAAUCAGAUGCCAUAAGCCAGUUGAAUAUUGAUCAACUGAUAUACAAUAUAUACAAUAACAGGUGUAGACUGAAUCGUACUUUUAGUGAGUCUAGGAAACUAAAACGAUCCCCCCGGCUGGUCAGAAAUGAGAAUCGUCGGCAGCAGUAUGAUUUCAGCCUUCAAGCGGCUUUCAUCCGUUGGAAGCCCCUCGAUCUUGGCCAGUAAUAUCCGAUCUUUGAGUGUCUUUGGAACCAUGAGUCUACCCGAUCGGAAGCCAUUCUCCCCAGAUUUUUUCUUCCGUCAACUUUUCGAUACGGAAAGUAGCACUUAUAGUUACCUUCUGGCCGAUUUGAAAAGCGGGGAAGCUGUGAUUAUUGAUCCUGUUUUGGAGCAGGCGAAACGAGAUGCUCAGCUGGUGAAAGACUUGGGUUUUCAAUUGAAAUAUGCGAUCAACACCCACAUGCACGCGGAUCACAUUACGGGCAGCGGAUGGCUGAGGAAACUGACGGGUUGUCAGUCCAUAAUUGCCGUAGCCAGUGGAGCCAAGGCAGAUCGUCACUUGAAGGAGGGAGAUCGCAUAGAUUUCGGCACCCAUGUGAUAGAUGCCCUGGCCACUCCGGGACACACCAAUGGCUGCAUGAGCUAUGUGAUCAAGGAGCAGGGCUGUGUCUUCACUGGGGAUACACUUUUGAUUCGGGGAUGUGGACGCACUGAUUUCCAGGAGGGCAGUCCCCGUCAUCUCUACGAGAAUGUUCAUGGCAAGAUCUUUACACUGCCGGAUAACUUCCGUAUCUAUCCAGCCCAUGAUUACAAAGGUCAAAUGGAAAGCAGUGUCUGGGAGGAGAAACGCUACAAUCCCAGGCUUACCAAGAACCUAGAAGAGUUUAUAAAAAUUAUGGACAACCUGAAUUUGCCUUAUCCCAAGAAGAUAGAUGCUUCUUUGCCGGCCAACCGGGAGUGUGGAGUAUAUGAUAUUCCCAAGGAGUGAACUGAAAACCAUCCACCUUUAAAGACUUCAUAUAGGCAGCUUAUAUGAUAAUGUUGCUAUUAUAAUCUACAAAAUAAACACAUACUCUUCUUAUCAA